UUAGACCUCAGCUCCGACAGUUGUCGGUACACAUUGAAACUCAAAAGACGUGGAUAGCGCAUCGAACCGAAAGACUGAUUACGGGUAUAAGGUUAAAGCCGCUCUCGCUCUUUCUGCUACGAAAACUCCCGCACGCAUACAAACGCAUUCGUGCAAAAUAAGGAAAUUCAACUAAAAACCAUUAAAAGUUUUGGUUGAAUUUUUCCUCAAAAAAAAGAAAAAUAAUUAUUGAAAAAAAAACUAAGCUAUUGUGUCAAACAAUAACAGAAAACAAAAAGAAAAAUUAGUCAUUAUGUUUACGUCAAAUAGUUUUAAAUUAUUUUCUGCCCUGCUCUUUGUGGCGGUCGUGGUUACAGCUCAAAAGGAAGAGUUCCAAUGUCCUUCAACAAUAGCAAAUGGCAAUUAUGCUGAUCCCGCCACCUGCCGUCGUUUCUAUCAGUGCGUCGAUGGCUUCCCUUACCUGAAUCGUUGUCCAUCCGGUUUGUACUUUGAUGAUGUGCAAAAAUUCUGUACCUUCAAGGAUGAAGCCAAAUGUGGUCCUUUGGCUACAACACCAUCAACCAUUACCGAAGCACCUGCUGAUAAAGCAAAAAAAUGCGAUCCCAGCGAAUGUCAACUGCCAUACUGUUUCUGUUCCAAGGAUGGCACACAAAUUCCCGGUGGUUUAGAAGCGGAUAAUGUUCCCCAAAUGAUCAUGCUGACAUUCGAUGGUGCUGUCAACUUGAACAACUAUGACCAUUACUUGAAGAUCUUCAAUGGCAAACGUAAGAAUCCCAAUGGCUGUAACAUUCGUGGUACCUUCUUCUUGUCACAUGAAUAUAGCAACUACCAACAAAUCCAACAUCUCGGCUAUGCCGGUCAUGAAAUCGCCACCCAAAGUAUUUCGCAACAACAAGGCUUGCAGGAUAAGGGCUACGAGGAAUGGGUUGGCGAAAUGAUUGGUAUGCGUGAAAUUUUGCGUAACUUCGCCAAUGUGUCGGUCAAUGAAGUUGUCGGUAUGCGUGCCCCAUUCUUGAAGCCCGGCCGUAAUACACAAUAUAAGGUCUUGGAAGAUUUCGGUUACAUCUAUGACAGUUCGAUUACCGUGCCGCCAGUACCCGUACCGGUUUGGCCCUACACUUUGGACUACAAAAUCUCGCAUGAAUGCAAGAGCGGUACCUGCCCCUCAAAGACUUUCCCCGGUGUUUGGGAAGUCCCCUUGAACACCCAUUACGUUGAGGGUUAUGAAGGUGGCCACUGUCCAUUCUUGGAUCAAUGCGUUCUCCACAAUUUGGAUGAAAAUGAAGUGUUCGAAUGGUUGCAAGAAGAUUUCUCACGUUACUAUGAACAGAAUAAGGCUCCCUACAUGAUGCCAGUGCAUACCAAUUGGUUCCAGACCAAACCUUUGGAAAAUGGUCUUCACAAGUUCUUGGAUUGGGCUUUGGAACUUCCCGACGUCUAUGUCGUUACCAUUUCUCAGAUGUUGCAAUGGAUGACCGACCCUAAGGACACACGUGAUGUCAAUCAAAUCGAUUCGUGGAAAUGUGAUAAGAAUGUUGCUGUCGCCUCGAAACCCUGCAACAUUUGGAACACCUGUGCCCUACCCUUCAAGAUUCCCGAACAGAAUAUCACCGAUACCCGUUACAUGGAGACAUGUCGCGAAUGUCCCAAUGUCUAUCCUUGGUUGGGCGAUGCUGGCGGUACUGGUAUUCAGGGACGUGACAGCUACAUUUUUUCAGGACCCAUUCAGGAUGCUGAUGGUGAUGCUGUCGAUGAGUAAAGAGCGCUGACCUCUGUAAAAGAAUUAACUUUCGUGAGAUUGAGUUAAAAUGUGCCACAACGUCAAUCUGCAGAAUUUUUUUGUUUUUCACUUUUUUAUUCUUUGAAAUUUGGCAGAAAUUUUAAUUUUUGAGUCAUUUUUUCUGUUUUGUAAAUUUUUUUAAGUUUUCAUACUUUUCAAAAAUUUGUUUUUAUUUAAAUAUCCCUUCUUUACUCCGUUGUUUGAUUUUUUUCUUAAAUUCAAUACAAAAAAAAAAGGAUAGUUUUUAAGUAAUUAAAGAAUCGUGUCAACUUUAUUAGCCAAUAAGUUAUCGAUAAUAAAGUUUAAUUUUUUAUAAAAAA
Molecule: messenger RNA, 2100 nt
Organism: Musca domestica (house fly)
Lineage: Eukaryota; Metazoa; Arthropoda; Insecta; Diptera; Muscidae
Gene: Cda4
Product: Chitin binding Peritrophin-A
Exons: 8
Coding region: 293-1759 (488 amino acids)
Biological process (GO): carbohydrate metabolic process
Cellular component (GO): extracellular region
Molecular function (GO): chitin binding
Source: RefSeq, a predicted model, not a curated record